GCUUCUCAUUAUGCUCUCUUGAUGCGUAGAACAAGAAGAAGAAGAGGAAGAAGAAGAAGUUGACGGGUCUUUUUUUCAUAAUACUGAGACCCUUCAUUGUUUGGUGGUCCAAGAAUUCAUUGGUAUUAUAUCUCGAAGAUAUCUGUUUGGAUGCAUCAUGAAGUACAUUGUGGAAAAUCAGUCGAAUAAGCUUGCUUGAAGGAGAAAGAUCUGAAUUUGAUUUGAUAUUGCCGGGACAAAAUGUUUAUGCGGCGAGAUUUUGAUCUUAAUUCAGGGGAGGUGUGUACUGAUUCAGCGCACAUAUACACCGACUCACUAAAAGAAGUUUUCAGGAACACUAUGCUUAACCAGGAGAUUAUAUUUCAGAAGCAGGUUCAUGAACUCCAUCGCUUAUAUGGGAUGCAAAAGACGCUGAUGCAUAAUAUCAGCUGGAUGGAGUUUGAUCAAUACAAUUUGAAUAAACUGGGCUUAGAACAUUCUAAAAGCCAAGAAUUGCUAGAACUACAACAAGGUCUAUUUUAUAAGCUUCAACAAAGGCCUUGCUAUCAUGAACUUCCUGCCAAUCACUGGACUAGUCAUGUUGAUCUGGACGAUUUGAAGCUUUCCUUGAGCAUUGGAGAUGGCAAUAGGAGAAAGCAAAGGCACAAGAGAACUUUUUUUGAUGUGCAGUUGUCUCAAAAUGUUAUUGACUUGGAAGAAUCGACUGAGACAAUAUCGAAUGGGGAUUUGGGACAUGCGCCUCUGUUUAAUUCUGCUGCUUCGACUGUGAAUUCUCGAAGCAAGUAUGAGGCUUCGCAAAAAUCAGUACUCACUGAUCCAAUCACCCCAAGUACUCCGGAGAAAGCUCCGUCACACAGUACUCUGAAGAAGGGCUCUUUUCUAGACGAUUGCCAAAGAAACUCUUUUGAUCAAGAUUUAGAGAGGCGCGAUGGUAAUGUCUUGAACUUAAAUUUGUCCCCCAAGAAGCAGCAAAUAAAUUCAUCUGGGACAUGGAAUGUGGACCUUAACAAAGUCUAUUGUGAUGUCUCGUCUUGUUACUCGAAUGAUCCUGUGGUGAUGCAUCCUUCAACAGCCAGCUCAUCGCAUGCUUUCCACGGGUUAGUUGGUAGGGCAGAGGAGACAACUAGGACUAAAGAAUCCAAUAAUUGCUCGGAUGAAACUUCUGGCAUUGUUCAUCCAGAUGUGGGAAAUUUCACAUUGGUGAAUUCAAGUAGCAAAUAUGAAAGCAAAGGAAUUUGCGGAGCAAAGCGCCCCAAGUUUGGCGAGUUGAGUGGCAGUGAAGUGGUCCUUGCUUUGGAGGCUGUGUCCAGGCAGCCCAAAGCUGGUCCUUCUGAAGAGCGUGGCCACCAUAAGAAUGAUCCCAGUGGUAGAAAUGUCGGAGGAUACACAUUGGAAGGUUUGAAGAUCCAAAUUCAUACAUGUGCAGCUACAAGAGCAGUAAACCAUGAGAAGAAGAAGAUUGAAGAUGAUGUAAUUUCAUAUUCAGAUCACACUAAAAAUACGAUCCAAGAUGGACAUGGCGACAUAUCUUCAGCUUCAUGCAAACCUUGCCAAGUCGGUGAUAACGAAUCGAGUAAUGCAGCAGAGACUAAGCAACAACCAGAAUGGGAAUCUGGAAGUCCCUUAGCUGUUGAUCCAUUUUCAGGAAACCGAAGAGUGUCUGAAGCUCCUGAAACAUUGUAUGGUGAGCAGAACUUAAGAUCGUUAGAUAGCAGCGAGUUAAAUGGCAAAGAUAUCAGCAAAGAAGAAUUAGAUAAAGUUGAUGAUUUGAUGCAGAAGGCAGCAGAAUCUCUUGUCCACAUUUCUUUGGAGAGUUCAGCUUGUUAUCGAGAUUGUUCGGUUAUAGAUGGAGGAUCAACUGAGAUGGAAAAUAUAGAGAGAGCAACGCCACAGUAUUCUGUUGAUUCCUUUGAGCUCUUCACGCUGAAACUAAAGGACUGCAGUGAAGAUGACUUGUGCGUGUCAUCAAAGCCGCCUGAAGUAGAUUUUGAGGAGAACAAGGAUUAUGGUUUCAAAAUAAGACGGGGCAGGAGAUUGAAAGACUUCCAGAGGGACAUACUUCCCGGUCUAGCAUCGCUUUCCAGACACGAAAUUCGCGAAGACAUAAACAUUUUAGAGGGAGUUUUGAGGUCAAGAGAGUACCGGAAAAUGCAAGCAAAGAUGGUUGAUGGAAACAGCUGGUGCCUGCCUGCAAGAAGCAGGCGAUUGCGACUCAAUUCAGUCGCCCGGAGAAGAUUUUCAUGAGAAAUCAUUCAGU
Messenger RNA from Morus notabilis, 2257 nucleotides. RefSeq lists its product as uncharacterized. The record is from RefSeq and is a predicted model, not a curated record. The transcript has 6 exons. The coding region runs from base 241 to 2244 and encodes 667 amino acids. Lineage: Eukaryota; Viridiplantae; Streptophyta; Magnoliopsida; Rosales; Moraceae.